Caenorhabditis bovis is the source of this 1854-nucleotide messenger RNA. The record is from the annotation of a GenBank genome assembly. NCBI's taxonomy places the organism in Eukaryota, Metazoa, Nematoda, Chromadorea, Rhabditida, Rhabditidae.
AUGUCGACAAUUCUAAGUAGAUUAGAAUAUCGAGCGUUGAGCACAAUGGCACGGCGCGGAUUGCGAAGCAGCGGCAGCUCAAAACUGUCAUCGCGUUCCCGUCCGUCUUCAGUCACUGAUGGCGAUCGCUCGACUGCUUCAACGACGAAUGAGAAAAGUGCAAGAAGCACCCCAGCGAUGAGCGUCGGGCGUGGGAGCAGGCCAGUCAGUCCAUCGUCGCCAAAGAAAGGUCUCUCUUCGAACAAGGCAGACCCGAAGUUUACAAUAACAAAUGAAGAUUUUCCUGAACUUCCUGUCGCGAAUGUCGCCAGGAACGCAAUCGCAAAAGGUGGAAAGAAGGAAAAAGAUUCUCCACGUCCCCAAUCAACGGAUCUUUCGGAACAGAGUAUUUUGUGUCCUUCUACUGAUGACAGCGGUGUUUCGUCAAGCAGCCGUGGAACCACUCCACAAAACGAUUCGGACGAUGUGGAACCGAAGAAGAAAACUCAUGACAAACAAUCGAAUCGUAAACCGACUCCGUCGCCAACUAAGGAUACUCCUGUGAAAACGACGCCUAAACAAUCGUCGAGAUGCUCAACAGCUAACGGAUCUCCAAAGAAGAAAACUGGAAAUUCUUCUCUUAGCUCGCCAUGCCCACCGUCAUUUAUUAAAAUUAGCAAAUCUGGAAUAAAAGUACCAGAACGACGUGGCGCGAAUUCGAAAAAAAAUGAGGCUAAAACGGACACUCCAAAAGUCAACCAACCAGCUUCCGAUAAUAAUCAAACAACAAUUGAAAAUGGGAAAAGUUGUCGAAUUAUUGUGAAUGACGACGGAGAAAUGUCGAAUAUUCCACCAACUAUGCUCACAGAUCAAUUUGGACUUGCCGCCCUUCUUCCAAUUAUUACCUUGGCGAACAGACGCAAAAUGAAUCCGCCAAUUUCGGAAAUGACGGAUGAACAAAAGAAAAUCAGGCAAAAAGAGGAAUCUAUCGAGCUUCUCACCUUAGGUAUUGAUUUAAACAAUUGUGGAGUUCCGAUGAAUAAUAGCCAAAACAAGCCAGUUUGGAAAAAUUUUUCGGGUGUUUAUGGACAUGAUCCAUUGCUUCCUCCAAAUAUUGAUAUUGAUGCUUGUGAUCUUCCAAAUGUUUAUUAUACGGCAUCAAUUAUACCAGGAUUGAGUAAUUUAGAUAGCAGAGUUCCAAAAAAGCUCGGCAUUCAUGAGCUUUUCUUCAUUUUCUACAAUUUUCCCGGAGAAUACUGGCAAGUUGCGGUUACUGUCGAACUUGUCAACCGUGGCUGGCGUUUCUUUAAAGGCGAAAAAGUUUGGGUGCGUAAAACACUGCAUGAUCAAAAUUUGAUGAUGCCACCAAAUUUCGCUGCCGCCGGAGAGAUUGAAAUGGGAAUUUUUGAGGUUUACGACAAAGAUAAAGCUCGAAUUAUUUCCCGAGAAAUGUGUGUUCCAAGUGCCGACUUACUCGCUCCCAACUGGGAGAAAGAGGUGCAUUACAUGGAUAAAUAUGUUCGAGAUAUGACAAGAAAUUCGAUUCUGAAGAAAGUUUCCAAUGAGCCAAAGAACACUGCGUCAUUUUCGAUUCCUCUUUCGACCAGAGCUGCUUUCAAUAGAGGUGCCGGCACAGAAACUUCGAGAAGUACUCAAAACCGUCGCUUGCUUAGUUUUGUCGACUCAUCACCUGACCGAUCGCCUUUACCGCCCGAAUUACAAUCGACCCAAUCAACGGAAACCGCUCGUCGACAGAUGUACCAAGUGUUUCUCCAAAUGCAGCAACAACAGAAACAUUAUAGUCAACAGCAGCAGCAACAAUUUCGCAACUCGUUCCCAGGUGGUCCCUACAAUCCAUCUACGAAGCACUUCUAG